ACCCCUACUGCGCUGCGGGGCACCUCGAGACACCACUUGGGGUUUCUUCACCCUCCCGAGGCCGCGACUCGUCUUCCUGUGGUCCUUCGCGACGCCGACAGUGACAGUGAUUUUGCACACGUCGAUUACCUGCAGGUUGUUCGCCUUCGCUCACCAUCACACAUCUGGACGUGGGUGGACCGCCACCCGUACAGUGCCCCAUCACAUUUUGCGCUCGCUCCUAGGGCACCACCCCUCCAUCAUGAAUCCAUACGAGAUCGAGCACAAUAUCAAGGCCAGCGAGAGCCGGCCGCAUCGUCGAAGACCGGACAUGUCCACGUUCACGUCCCACCUCCACCAGAUCUCUGCCGAUUCAGAGCAAGGCCAAACGCGGCCGCACGCAGUGCCCACACCAGUCGACACUGCAGCCUUGUUCAGGCUCCUGCAGGACCAGCUCGGCACUCUCGCUUCCGACGCGCCCUCCGAAGAGAACCGACAAUUUCUGGAGCUGCUCAUGUCCAGCCUCGAGGUCGACAUUGCACACCCGCCCGAACACAUCCCCGGCGUGAGCCAAGAAUAUGUGGAUAGUCUGGAUCGCGUGUCAAGAAAGAGCAUAAAGGACGAUGACUCGUGCCCUAUUUGUGCAGAGCGGUAUCUGGAUGACCAGUACUGCCUGGUCGUCGAAUUGCCCUGUCCGGGCCGGCACAAAUUCGACUUGGAGUGCGUUGGACCCUGGCUGCGGAGCAAAGGAAAUUGUCCCAUGUGCAGGCAUGACUUUAGCAAGAAAAAGGUCCUAGAACUGCCCAAAGACGAGGAGGAAGAGGAGGAUGAUAUGGAUGGACUUUACGGUUAAGCUAUGGAUAUGAUAUAGCCAUCUCGGAUACAGUUGGUAAUGCUACCGACUUGUGCGUGUCAAAACCCGCUUGCACGUUCGCGCAAUCAAGAAGUUGAGAGCUCAAUUUCAUCCAAAUACAUAUCGUAAAG
Molecule: messenger RNA, 963 nt
Organism: Microdochium trichocladiopsis
Lineage: Eukaryota; Fungi; Ascomycota; Sordariomycetes; Xylariales; Microdochiaceae
Exons: 2
Coding region: 242-832 (196 amino acids)
Biological process (GO): protein ubiquitination
Cellular component (GO): cytoplasm
Molecular function (GO): ubiquitin protein ligase activity
Source: RefSeq, a predicted model, not a curated record